AUUUAAAGUGCAACAUCACACUGCAGGCUGGUCCUUACUCAUUACCUUGCCCUAACUACUGAACCUUGACAAGAAGAAGUGGCAAGCAACUACAAAAUGGCUUUUAAGAGACAAAAUCUAAAAAAUAUCUCUUUAAUUUGUGUUUUUUUAUCAGUCAUUUACCUUGUGUUUACUCCAAGAAAAGGCUCCGUUCAGAAAAGGCAGGUUGACAUGGCGAACAUGUUCAUAAAGCAGGAUGCUGGAGAAUUGCAAGCUUGUUCAGCUAUCAUCCAAGGAGACAUGGAUGGAGUAGACCAGAAACAUUUCAGCAAACUCCUCGCUUCCAGGAAGAGAACAUCUCUUUUAUCAGAGUCCUUCUACCUAAAUGCAACUGCAGACUGUCAAGCUUACAUCAGAGACCGGGGUUUUUUCACGGUUCAUCUCAGCAAGGAGGAGAAAGAUUUCCCAAUUGCUUAUUCAAUGGUGAUCCACGAGAAGAUUGAAAUGUUUGAGAGGCUCCUGCGAGCUAUUUAUACUCCUCAGAAUGUGUACUGCGUUCAUGUAGACCAGAAGGCACCUAAAAUCUUUACAGAAGCUGUCAAGGCUAUUGUGUCUUGUUUGCCCAAUGUGUUUGUGGCCAGUAAGUUGGAGAACAUAGUCUAUGCUUCUUGGUCUCGAGUUCAAGCUGACAUCAACUGUAUGCAGGACCUACUCAAAUCUACUGUCCAGUGGAGGUACUUGCUUAACACUUGUGGUAUGGAUUUCCCCAUCAAAACCAACGCGGAGAUUGUCCAGUCUCUGAAGCAGCUGAAUGGGAAAAACAGUAUGGAGUCAGAGGCCACAAACCCAUACAAAAAGCAACGCUGGGAGUAUCACCAUAACAUCACAGACACUGUGAUUCAGACAGAUGUUAAGAAGACCCCUCCACCAAUCAGAACCCCCAUGUUCUCCGGGAAUGCUUACUUUGUUGUUACACGGGCAUUCGUGGAGCAUAUAUUCAAGAGUAAGGAGAUUAGGGACUUCAUGAAAUGGGAACAAGACACCUAUAGUCCAGAUGAGCACCUGUGGGCUACGCUGAAUAGGAUGCCCUCGGUGCCUGGAUCUAAACUGCCAAACAUAAAGUUUGAUGAAUCAGACAUGAUAGCCAUCGCAAGGCUAGUGAAGUGGAGCUAUCAUGAAGGGGACAUAAAUCAAGGGGCCCCAUAUCCACCCUGCACCGGCUCACACAGGCACGCAGUAUGUGUUUACGGAGCUGGAGAUCUGAAGUGGAUUGUGAUGCAGAAACAUCUCCUGGCUAACAAGUUUGACCCAGAGAUUGAUGAUGUCGCUAUAAAAUGCAUUGAGGCAUUUUUAAGGUACAAAGCUAUUCAUGGUCAGUCACUGUUGUUGAUUGAUAAGCAAACUAUACAGAAAUAAUAUUUUAUAGAUCUUUCUAUUUUAGCCACAUUGUACAUUUGACUGUUAUUUUAUUUUAUUUAUUAGUAGAAUAUUUAAACCUUUUUACUGUCUAGGUUCACUUAUCUUGAAAAUGAUAGUUGGUAGAGUAUCGUCUUGAACAUUGGCUCACAUUUAUAAUGGUCUUAUGACUACAUGUUAUUUUAUUAAUAUGUUAUUAUAUUAAUAUGUUUAUUAUUAAUAUGUUUUAAAAAGCUAAGCCCAUCAUAUUUGAAUUCCGUAGAUCAAUAGAAUAAACUGAAGAGAAAAAGUUAUUAUAAAGUUAUUAUAAAUGUAUUCUUACAUUUAUUGAUUCCUGUUACUGUAAUGAGAUGUUUGAACUGAAAACUGAAAAAUAACAUGCUCUUUAUGAUCUCAUGCAAAAUUUGAUUAGAUUUAAUUACGUGGUGUGUCAACAGUGCAGGAACCAGUUAAUUAAAUCUGAAACCAUUUUAUUUACUUAUCUACUUAUUUUCAGUUUUGCACUCCAUAUUACAGCAUUCAUCUCAUCAAAAAAACCAUGGUUCACUAACUCAUGAUUUUCUGAAAAUACAAAGCUAUUAAGACAGAAAGACCUCAAGAAAGAAUCAGUUUUAUGAGUUUAUUAGUUGGAAAAAUGUUAUUUGAAUAAAAAUGAUUUAUUUUGCAUAAAAUAAAUAUUUAAAAAAAUAAAACCUCUUGAGUUUUAACGUUGUCAAUACAAUUGCAAGAAAAUGUUUGAGGGCUUUGGCAUUACUUGGAUUUCUGCAUAAUAACCUACCUGAAAAGUGACCUUUUAAAAGUGACAUUUAAUAAACAACAGACCUGACAUUUUCGAUAUCCGAGCAAAUAGUUUUAACGAUCAAGUCAUGUUAAUGUAUGAAGAGUUCAUGGAUGAUUUUUGGAUGUCUUGCUCAAUUGGUCAAUUUCAGAUUACGCCACAGCAUUUUUCAACGGUUCAAUGCUAUGCAAUGUGGCAACAGUGGAGAAGUGAGGUUUAAUAUUGUAAAAUAAGAAGUAUAGAGUGAUAAAUCUAUAAUAUAGCAGCAAGCAGCAGUUCUGGGUUCAAGCAUGUAUCAGCCCUUGGGCUCUUGUAGAAGGGAUCUACAAGGCCUGUGUGUCAACCAUUAAACCGCUUAAUCUGGUAUCAACAAUAUUAUAGUUCACUGAUUCUCUGUUAUUACCACUCAUGGGUCCAAGGGCCUUUACAUGCAUGAACCCAUAACUGCCACUUGCGGCUAUAAAAUUUUUUUAUUAACAUGAACACUCAUAGCAGACCAAGCCACCUUGGGAAGGUCACUCAAGGAU
This is a messenger RNA of Electrophorus electricus (electric eel), 2700 nucleotides long. RefSeq names its product glucosaminyl (N-acetyl) transferase 3, mucin type (gene gcnt3). NCBI's taxonomy places the organism in Eukaryota, Metazoa, Chordata, Actinopteri, Gymnotiformes, Gymnotidae. The record is from RefSeq and is a predicted model, not a curated record. Gene Ontology annotation, cellular component: membrane. Gene Ontology annotation, molecular function: acetylglucosaminyltransferase activity.